This is a messenger RNA of Durusdinium trenchii, 1236 nucleotides long. NCBI's taxonomy places the organism in Eukaryota, Dinophyceae, Suessiales, Symbiodiniaceae. The record is from the annotation of a GenBank genome assembly.
AUGUUGGCCGUUGUCUUUGACAUUCGCCACAAGGAGCGUGACAUCGUUCCGAGCUUGAUUACACCCGGUGCAGUGGUUUCCAAAGAUGAAACAUGCACUGGUAGUGAAUCUGCAUGGAUCUCAUGGGAUUACUUGGAUGGGGGCAUCGUGCUCGAUGCAGCCAGAGGCGUUGUGCAUCAACUCUGUAUUGACGCAGGUGCAAUGUUAGAAGACUUUCUGUCUCGACCGCCUCAUGAACUUUCAACUGUUUUGAAGCUGCUUCUGCGAAGAUCAGGAUGCAGGGAUCACAUUGUGCAACUGAUGCGAAAAGCCCUGACAUCAAAGACCAACUCAGUUGAACUGUCUCAGGGCUUUCAAGUGCUCAAUUCAGCGUAUCGACGCGUCAUCGAAGAACUCUCCCAGAAAUCGGGCACGCGGCAGACCACAGUGUCCCUACAAGAGCUUGAGGCUCAAAUCAUUGACCAGUCGGUUCUAUCUGAAAAAGACAUGGUGACAUUGGUCUUUCAUCCUCACUUCACGAACAGCGAGGGCCUGGAAGCUCCAUCUGAAAGCAAGGACAGCUUCUCGCUGGACACUUGGCAUAUUCCAGAAAGUCUUCAGAAGGAGGAGACCACGUGUGGCCAAGUUGGGAAGACACCCUACAUCCUUUCGGUGGUGAUCGCCUACUUGCGCAGUCUAUUGGGACUUCAAAUACUGCCCCACAAGAUUCUGCAGUGCUUUGUCUUCGACCUUUGCGUCUAUUACAGGCAAGAGCACCUUCUCCAGCAGCUACUCCACUACCAUGUCUUGUUGGACUCGCCGGAGCUGGCGGUGCGCCUGAAGCAGCUGGCGCGCGGCGUUCCGCCCGCGCGCGGCGUUGCGCCCGCGCGCUGGGCCACUCAAGCGAGCCUGGACAUGGCGCUUCGUGUGCGGGAGUUCUCUGUGGUCGCGGAGAUGUUGCUGUUUUCAGGUCAAUACCUGGACAUUGUGCCCUUCCUGGUGAACCAGAAGGACGUAGACUUCAAGGUCAAGACUUUGCUGGAAGACUUGGAGAAAGACCAGAAGGCGAACAGCGAAGAUCCCGAGCUGAUGCAGCACGUCCUGACGGAGAUCCGCUUGUGGAAGCAAGAAGCCGACGUGUCUCCCCGGUCUGCGGGGGAAUCGGCCGAACGAGUACCUCAGCCGGACCUGAGUGGCUGCGAGAAAUGGCUCCCAGAUCUGGUCCCCAAGGAGGUGCCGAAGACCUUCGCAUCUUGA